This is a messenger RNA of Parnassius apollo (apollo), 1488 nucleotides long. NCBI's taxonomy places the organism in Eukaryota, Metazoa, Arthropoda, Insecta, Lepidoptera, Papilionidae. The record is from the annotation of a GenBank genome assembly.
AUGUCAUCUUCAUCAAAUGUAGAAACAAUACCUCAAAUAGCUAUGUUUAUUAGAGACUCUUAUGCAACACCAACUUCAAUGCCGUCAUUGGCCUCUCUGGCACCAGCACCUCUUCCUCCCUCAGUACCACCACCCCCAUCUACUCGACCUGCACAUCCUGCACCACCACCAAUCCCAACAAUACCAAUCAUGUCAAUGUCAGUAAUGCCUUCCAUACCAAUCCAACACCCUCCUCCUCCUCCUCCACCACCUCCUCCAACUGUUCCAUCAGCAACUGUGACAAGGACCACUGCACCUGUAUACACAGCACCACCCCCACCACCACAGACUACUACCAUGGUUUUCUCCAUGGACCAUCCUCCGCCGCCUCUGCCAGUUAUGUUUGAUGCAAGCAGGCCUCCACCACCAUUACCAACUCAAGUAUUAUCAAAAAGUGGUGGAGUUAAACACAAAUCACCAAAUGCUUGUGAAGCUGGACCAAGCAAAUUAAGGAAGCCAGAGGACUCCAAUGUUGCGGACGCGCAUUGCGAAAACUGUGUACAACGCGAGAUCAGGAUUGAUUUGUGCAGGCAAGAAAUGGGUAAAUUACUUUGUGAAGAGGAAUAUCAAACUCUACUUUACAAGAAGAAACUGGAGGAGUAUGAAAGUGGAAAAAAUAUUUUGAAGUUUUUUGUUAGCCCUGAACUUUUUGGGAUUUUGGAAGAAUAUAUUGAGGAUGUUCCUCAGUUACAAGUUAAUGAUGUUUUAUCACAACUUAACCAGGCAUCAUUUAACUCAGGAAUGUCAACAGUGCCAAGACAACUUCUUUUACAAGUUAUGGAGUGUUUCCUUAGAAGGGGUGUAAUUGAGUCUACUUCAAGUACCACACGCCAUUCAAAUGAAACACUUUUGCAAACUUUGUCAGCGCUAAGCAGGAGAUCCAACCAGCCAUCAGCUGCAGAUGUGGUACAAUCAUUAGUUAGCCUUUUAUGCAACUCUAAUACAAGCUCUGAUAAACCUCAUUCUAGUGAUCGAAGCAGUGAAAUAAGCAGAAUAAGUAUAUUAACAAAUGGCAAUAGUCCAGCUAUGAAUGGUUUUAACCGUUAUGUUAAUGGUCAGAAGAGUUUCCCUACAGUUUCUAUGGCUGGUACAGUUCCAUAUUCUGAUGCCAAUGUAGGAACCAGAACAAACUCGGCAGUGAAUGUUAUUACAUCCAGUGCAUCUGUGAAUCAAAUAAUGGCUUCUCCAGCACCCUACUCUUCCUAUCAAAUAUCUAUACCACCACCACCGCCCCCCAGGACUUAUUAUAACCAGCCGCAUAUAGCAUCAAAUAGCACACAGAGUACAUCUUAUAACUCAAAUAAUCGGGCAAAAGCACCAGUCACACAACCAACACCACCCAUGAUAUCAACAUCAGCAGCCAUCCCUAUUCAUCAUGGCAAUCAAAAUUGUAAUCAGUAUGUAAUGGGACGAUACCCACCAUCAAAUUACUACCCUCCAUAUCAAUAA